AUUCAAGUUGGAGGAAAAUUUCAUUGGUGGGAAAAGAGAUCAAGAAGAACAAAAACUGCAAAUCCAAAUUUCCUUUGAGUGCUGUGUUGGUCCCAAGGAAGAAACAAACCCACUUUUCCUGAAUCGCCAUUUUUGACAAAUCCAUUAAGCUUCUAACACCCAGAAAGGUUGUUGUCUAGCUAAAUAAUAUGUCAGAGAUAUUGUUAGGAGCUCACACAGUAAAAUCCCAUGGGCUCAAAGUGGCAAGAACACACAUGCAUGACUGGAUAAUGCUUCUACUUCUUGUGGUGAUUGAUGCCCUUUUGAAUUUCAUAGAACCUUUUCACCGUUUCGUCGGAGAGGGAAUGAUGACAGAUUUGAAGUAUCCAUUCCAUCAAGAUACAAUACCUUUCUGGAUUGUUGGUAUUGUAGUGAUAUUGUUGCCGUUGAUUGUCUUUCUUAUAUACUACCUUUUCAGAAAGGAUGUUUAUGAUUUGCACCAUGCGACAAUGGGCCUUCUGUUUUCUGUUCUGAUAACUGGAGUUAUAACUGAUUCAAUCAAAGAUGCUGUUGGUAGACCAAGGCCAAACUUCUUUUUCCGGUGUUUCCCUGAUGGAAAAGCUGUUUUUAACAAUGUCACAGGAAACGUUGUUUGUCAUGGACAUGUGAACGACAUAAAGGAAGGAUACAAAAGUUUUCCUAGUGGACAUACUUCCUGGUCCUUUGCUGGUCUUACUUUUCUAGCAUGGUAUAUGUCAGGAAAAAUUAGAGCCUUUGACCGCAGAGGCCAUGUUGCUAAACUCUGUAUUUUGUUCCUCCCCAUAAUGAUGGCUGCUCUUGUGGGCAUUUCUCGUGUUGAUGACUACUGGCAUCACUGGACCGAUGUCUUUACUGGAGCUCUCAUAGGAUCAACUGUGGCUUCCUUCUGUUACUUACAGGCCUUUCCUUUCCCAAAUCGUGAAGAUGGUUGGGCGCCUCAUGUCUAUUUUGAAGUAUUGGCUGACCAGAAUUCUGCUCAAUCUGCUCCUAGAUCCUUCUCUAUUCAGAUGAGGCGACGAGAUGCUGAAACUGGAAUGUUAAUGGGACCAGAAAAUGACUCUAUAGGACCUAAUUCCCAAGAUACAAGCCCCACUAUUGAAGGAAUGGAAGCUGGAAAAAGAUAUUAAUUAUAUCAUAUAGUUCUAUAUAUGUCCAUUAGGCACAGCCAUUGAUAUUACAUAGUGAUGUGCUUAUCUGAAAGAUUGAAUGAUAGUUACUACCUGUAGAUGUCAUGGCAUCUAACUAGUUCAGUUUAAUGUUUUCUUGUUUCCUUUAAAUCAUAUAUAGAAUCCUUCUUGGCUUAUCGUAAUAUGUAAAUAAUGCUGUAUUAUUUAU
This is a messenger RNA of Rubroshorea leprosula, 1353 nucleotides long. The record is from the annotation of a GenBank genome assembly. NCBI's taxonomy places the organism in Eukaryota, Viridiplantae, Streptophyta, Magnoliopsida, Malvales, Dipterocarpaceae.